Molecule: messenger RNA, 366 nt
Organism: Ostrinia furnacalis (Asian corn borer)
Lineage: Eukaryota; Metazoa; Arthropoda; Insecta; Lepidoptera; Crambidae
Product: transmembrane and coiled-coil domains protein 2-like
Exons: 3
Cellular component (GO): endomembrane system
Source: RefSeq, a predicted model, not a curated record
CUGCUGACAGCGAGCACUGUCGUCACGACUGACGGCGGACGACCGCUCAAACUGGACCGACGACUGAUGACAAGCCUCACUCGAAAACAACUUGCCCAACAUGGCACAAGUGGGCAGGCGCACAGACAACCGAGGGAAGUGCUACGAGACAUGGGACAAGGACUGAAAAACGUGGGCGGCAACAUUAGAGACGGCAUCACGGGCCUCGGAGGCAGCGUAAUGGCGGCGCCGCGGGAAUUCGCGCAUCUCUUCUCGCGCUCCAACCGCUUCGGAUCGGCCGAUAACAUCGCGCAGCUGGCCGGUGGGUGACUUUCAGUUUGUUAAUAAUCGUUCAUCUUAACAGCUUAAGGCCCCUUGUACACGCUA